AUGGCAAAGGGAGGAUUUGGCUUGUGUGUCUUGGAGAGACCUUGUCCGGCGAGGAUGGAUCUCUUGCAUCUCUUACGGCUGCUGCUUACCGCCUGUGUGUUCGGCCUGUCCCAGACAAUCAACCCCUUUGUGGUGCAGCAAACUGCAUCCGACCCUUGCUACGAUGAGAACAGCGCCCCCCGGCGCUGCAUCCCCGAGUUUGUCAAUGCUGCCUUUGGGAAGGAAGUGCAGGCCUCCAGCACGUGUGGGAAGCCUCCCACUCGCCACUGCGAUGCCUCAGACCCCCGCAAAGCCCACCCGGCAUCUUACCUCACGGACCUCAACACUGCCUCCAACAUGACGUGCUGGCGCUCCGAGAGCCUGCACCUUUCCCCUCAGAAUGUCACACUCACCCUCUCCCUGGCCAAGAAGUUUGAGGUGAUUUAUGUCAGCCUGCAGUUCUGCUCGGCCCGACCUGAGUCAGCAGCCAUUUUAAAAUCUAUGGAUUAUGGCAAGACCUGGGUGCCUUACCAGUACUACUCCUCCCAGUGCCGGAAGAUUUACGGCAAGCCCAACAAAGCCACCGUCACCAAGCAAAAUGAGCAGGAGGCGCUGUGCACCGAUGGCCACACAGAUCUGUACCCGCUCACUGGGGGCCUCAUUGCCUUCAGCACGCUGGACGGACGGCCCUCCGCCCAAGACUUUGACAACAGCCCAGUGCUCCAGGACUGGGUGACAGCUACGGACAUCCGGGUCAUUUUCAGCCGCCCCCAUUUGUUCCGGGAGCUGGGGGGCCGGGACAAUGAGGAGGAUGAUGGCGGGACCGGCUCGUUUUCAUACUAUUAUGCCGUGGGUGAGUUCCAGGUCGGGGGGCGGUGCAAGUGCAAUGGGCACGCCUCCCGCUGCGUGAAGGACAAGGAGGGCAAGCUCGUGUGUGACUGCAAGCACAACACUGAGGGCCCCGAAUGCGACCGCUGCAAACCCUUCCAUUAUGACCGCCCGUGGCAGAGGGCCAACGCCAGGGAGGCCAACGAGUGUCUAGCCUGCAACUGUAACCUGCAUGCCCGGCGCUGCCGCUUCAACAUGGAGCUGUACAAACUCUCAGGCAGGAAGAGCGGAGGUGUCUGCCUCAACUGUCGCCACAACACGGCCGGCCGGCACUGCCAUUACUGCAAAGAGGGGUUCUACCGGGACAUGAGCAAAUCCAUCACCGACCGCAAGGCCUGCAAAGCUUGUGACUGCCACCCUGUUGGCGCAGCCGGUAAAACCUGCAACCAGACCACCGGGCAGUGCCCAUGCAAAGAUGGUGUGACAGGGCUCACCUGCAAUCGCUGUGCCAAGGGCUACCAGCAGAGCCGGUCACCUGUGGCUCCUUGCAUCAAGAUUCCUGCCAUCAACCCAACCUCCGUGGUCACCAGCACAGAAGAGCCGGCAGACUGUGAUUCGUACUGCAAGCCAGCCAAAGGCAACUACAAGAUUAAUAUGAAAAAAUACUGCAAGAAGGAUUAUGUUGUCCAAGUGAAUGUCUUAGACAUGGAGACAGUGGCCAACUGGGCUAAGUUCACUGUCAACGUCCUCUCGGUCUACAAGUGCCGCGAUGAGCGUGUGAAGCGUGGUGAUAACUUCCUGUGGAUCCACAUGAAAGACCUGGCCUGCAAGUGCCCCAAGAUCCAAAUCAGCAGAAAAUACCUUGUCAUGGGGAUCAGCGAAAACCCCACUGACCGGCCAGGACUCAUGGCUGACAAGAACAGCCUGGUCAUCCAAUGGCGGGAUGCCUGGACCCGGCGUCUGCGGAAACUGCAGCGGCGGGAGAAGAAGGGGAAGUGUUUGAAACCAUGA
Emys orbicularis (European pond turtle) is the source of this 1818-nucleotide messenger RNA. RefSeq names its product netrin 3 (gene NTN3). The record is from RefSeq and is a predicted model, not a curated record. Gene Ontology annotation, cellular component: basement membrane. The coding region runs from base 1 to 1818 and encodes 605 amino acids. The transcript is spliced from 7 exons. Lineage: Eukaryota; Metazoa; Chordata; Testudines; Emydidae. Gene Ontology annotation, biological process: tissue development; substrate adhesion-dependent cell spreading; animal organ morphogenesis. Gene Ontology annotation, molecular function: protein binding.